This is a messenger RNA of Guillardia theta CCMP2712, 270 nucleotides long. RefSeq lists its product as hypothetical. The annotation marks the transcript as partial. The transcript has a single exon. Lineage: Eukaryota; Cryptophyceae; Pyrenomonadales; Geminigeraceae. Gene Ontology annotation, molecular function: protein binding. The record is from RefSeq and is a predicted model, not a curated record.
GAGGUGCUGGACAAGGUUUCCAACGACAAACACGCAUGGCCCUUCGAGGAGCCGGUUGACGCGAAGAAGUUGAAACUGAAGGACUAUCACAAGAUUGUGAAAGAGCCCAUGGACUUGUCCACGAUCCGGUCGAGACUGCAAGGAGAGGAAUACAAGCGGGUAGAAGAAGAAUUUCACAGAGACAUGCACCUGGUCUUCGACAACGCCCUACUCUUCAACCAUGAAGGGGAUCCCAUCCACGAAUACGCCGAGCAGCUCAAAAUGAAGUUU